Lathyrus sativus (Indian pea) is the source of this 1560-nucleotide messenger RNA. NCBI's taxonomy places the organism in Eukaryota, Viridiplantae, Streptophyta, Magnoliopsida, Fabales, Fabaceae. The record is from the annotation of a GenBank genome assembly.
AUGAAAACAGAUAUGGAAAGAACAGCAAUAGCAAUGAAAACCUUUGAAUGCAACCUGCCUCCAAAAUCACCAAUCUUAAAAGAUAGAGAUGCAUCUUUCUCAUCAUAUCUCAACCCCCAAAAGCCAAACACUCGCCAACCAAAUAAUCAUAAUCAUAAUCAUCACCGCACACUCGAGGAUCCCACAUCUGAGCUCAGCAUAUUCGAUGCCCACAAAUAUUUCAACGAAUUGACCAACAAUGAGAACAUCCAAAAAGUUUCAAUCAGCAGCAACAACAUCAACAACAAUAGCAGAGUUUCACCUGUGAUGGUUAAUGUAAACAAUGAAACAUUAACAGAGAACAUUGUUAUACCAGAUAACACAAGAUACUCCUCUGCUUCUUCCACGGUAGAUAGUUAUUCAAACAUCAGAAACUAUAGAGCUCGAUCCUUCCAUACUGCAACACCUACAGCUUCAUCAGAAGCUAGUUGGAAUAGUCAACAAGGCUUGUUAUCUCACCCAGCAGGUGCUAUCUCAGUUAACAUAAAAAACCCUUCGAGUCCCAACCCUAACAACAACAACAACACGUUUAGAACAUCACUUUCCAAACCCAUUUGGCUUUUAAGGAGAAAAUGUCCUUGCACAGGUAAAAAAUCAGUUCAAGUCAGAGAAAAAAAGUCAACAGAAUUACCCAAAAAUACUAUCAAAAUCCCUUCACCGGUUUCCCCGUCACCGUCACCACCACCACCGCCACCGAUGAACAACUGGAUUAACAACAACGUGGAUCAAACACCGACUCUUGUAACUAAAUCUCAAAGAUUCCAACCAGUGGUAACAACCGUAAGAGUACCUUAUACAGAAGGAUUUACAUUCCCGGUGUUAAACCCUAAUUCAAGCUCAACAACAGCAAAACUCAAAAACGGCGUCGUUUCGGAUGAUCCACCUCGAGAAUCACUAGAGGUUUUCCGACCACCGGACGAACUAAACGUGGAUAUGAAAUCCCUAAAUUUCCCCUUCCCGCCUCCAAUGUCGCGAAUCAUCAUCGACGACGGCGACGCGGCGAGUGAUGCGAGCUCCGACUUGUUCGAGAUCGAGAGUUUCUCUACCGCAACACAGUCCUCGUACGCCGCUUCUGCUUACCGUCGAAACAGUAGAGACUCCUUUGACGAAGGAUCGGUGACAACAGCAAUGACGGAGUGUUACGAGCCGAGCGAGGGGAGUAUUGAGUGGAGCGUGACGACCGCAGAUGGAUAUGAUGAAAGUAGCUGCAGCGUUGGCGGUGGCGGUGGCAAUGGAGGUAGUAGUAGUGGCGGCGGCGUGCCGGCAGAGCAUUGGAAGAGAAAAGGAGGGAACGGUGGUUUGUUAGUGAGCUGUCGAUGCGAGAAAGCGGUUAGUGUGGGGCCACAGCCGGUGAAAUGUGAGGGACAAAGAGGGGCCACGUCAGCAUGGAAAAACGUGGGUGGUGGUGUAAAUAGUAGAGCAGGGGGUGUAAGUAAACCACCACUUGCUAGAUCCUCUUUAUCUCACAGAAACAACAACACCAACACACCUCGUGUCACUUCUUUUUCUUUUGCGACAUAA